UAUUGGUCUAAAAAUCCCAUACGAGGGACUCCUUAUGGACAAAAGUCUCGCGGAGUGGAUUACUCGGAAGCGUCUGCAGCCACCCUAACGGCGGCGGCGGCGGCGAGAUUUCUUCGACAGGACAGCAUUCAAUAGAACAACAAACCCGGAAAGGUGUCCUAAUACUAGUAAUAGGCACUAGCCGAAAGCGAUGGAACCCGAAUCCGAUGACCCAAUUCCCAUAUCCGACUCCCAACAGCGACCUCCCCCUUCCGACCCGAUCGACGAUGGCUCCAGCUCCGCUAAACAUGACCAACCCCUCCUCGGAACCCCAACCCCUCCGCUGCCAGUCGCCGCCGCGGUCAUCAAGGAGCUCGAAAAGAAGUCCGCUGCUUAUGUCCGCCACGACCUCUACGGCCCGAUGGGCCGGGGCCCGCUGCCGUGGAUCGAGAAGCUUUUCCUCGCGAUCGCCUUCCUUACGAUCGUUCCCGUCCGUGUAAUUCUCGCCCUUACGUUACUGGUGCUCUAUUACUUGAUUUGUCGGGUUUGCACGCUGUUCUCGGCGCCGAACCGGGAGGAUGGACAGGAGCACUAUGGUUACAUGGGCGGGUGGAGAAGGGGCGUGAUUGUGCGCUCCGGCCGGUUCCUUUCCAGGGCCAUGCUAUUCGUUCUAGGGUUUUAUUGGAUUAAAGAGACCAAGCACAGUCCUGAUCCUGGCAGGCAGUUGAAUUCCGAGUGCAAUGAUCUAUCUGAGGAAUCUGGAAGACCCGGGGCUAUCAUAUCUAACCAUAUAUCUUAUUUGGACAUAUUAUAUCACAUGUCUUCCUCCUUUCCAAGCUUUGUGGCUAAGAGAUCAGUGGGUAAACUUCCUCUGGUUGGUCUCAUCAGCAAAUGCCUUGGUUGUGUUUAUGUUCAACGGGAGUCAAAAUCACCUGACUUCAGGGGUGUUUCUGGUGUUGUCAAUGAGCGGGUUCGAGAAGCUCAUCGGAAUAAGUUAGCUCCGAUGAUGAUGCUUUUUCCAGAGGGCACAACUACAAAUGGAGACUUCCUCCUUCCAUUCAAAACUGGUGCAUUCCUUGCAACAGCUCCAGUGCUCCCAUUGAUCUUAAGGUAUCCAUACCGGAGAUUUAGUCCUGCAUGGGACUCCAUAUCUGGGGUCCGCCAUGUAAUUUUUCUUCUCUGUCAAUUUGUAAAUUAUCUUGAGGUUAGGCAGUUACCUGUUUACCACCCCUCACAGCAGGAAAAGGACAAUCCCAAACUUUAUGCAGAUAAUGUCAGAAGGUUGAUGGCUCGGGAGGGUAAUCUGAUAUUGUCAGAUAUUGGUUUGGCAGAGAAACGAAUAUAUCAUGCUGCUCUCAAUGGUAAUAAUAGCCUGCAUAGUGUUUUGCAUCAGAAAGACGAAUGAUAGUUUCUCAUGGCCUCGCUCUCGAAAGAUAUCUAGUCCAAGUUGGGUUUCCAGGACCCCUGGGUACUUCCUUUGGAAUACGAGUGAGGGGCUGUUAUCUCCGCCUACUGAAACAAAUCAAACAUUGUUGUGCUGUUAGAUUCAUGAUAAUCUAUAAUCCUUAAUCAUCUCCAAAAAAACAUGUUCCUCUUUAACCUCCUCUUUUGUUGAAUGACAAAGAGCUCCCAUGAUUUUAUAUUUUAUGCAUGCUCGACAUGCUUGACUUGUUAA
Messenger RNA from Diospyros lotus (date-plum), 1654 nucleotides. Its product is annotated as lysophospholipid acyltransferase LPEAT1-like. Bases 191 to 1384 code for a protein of 397 amino acids. The record is from RefSeq and is a predicted model, not a curated record. Gene Ontology annotation, cellular component: endoplasmic reticulum. Gene Ontology annotation, molecular function: lysophosphatidylethanolamine acyltransferase activity. The transcript has 8 exons. Gene Ontology annotation, biological process: phospholipid metabolic process. Lineage: Eukaryota; Viridiplantae; Streptophyta; Magnoliopsida; Ericales; Ebenaceae.